AACAUAACUUCAAAGCCCAACUCAGUAUGCUCCUCUCUCUCUCUCUCACUCACUCUCUCUCUCUGGCUUCGAACCGUCCUCCCUCACCAUCGAAGGCAUCGAUUGACACAGCAGAAAGGGUUAUGUUGAUCAUCGUCGAUCUAAAAUGGUUCGGUGGUUGUGGAGUAGGACAGGAUGCUCUCGUUUGCUCUAUGGAUGUGAGAUGGGAUUUAAUCGCCAGCAGAAAGCCAGUCUGGUGAAUGUAAGGUUAAAAUGGGUGAAAGAUAGGGUAUUGGAUGCUGUUGUGGCAGGUGAUAGGGAUCUAAGAGCUGCCAGCACUCUUGUUUCCAUAAUAUCUGCGAAUCCUCAUUGUUGCCUCCCAGUUUACCACCUCUCCCACCAAAGAGGGCAACUCAGUCUCCCCCACGAUCUUAAGAUUUCCACUUUUAUGAGGAGAUAUCCCACUAUUUUCGAUGAGUUUCAUGUUCGUGACAGUGGAGGUACUAGAGUUCCCUGGUUCCGCUUGACUCCUAAAGCACUAGAUCUCCAUCAAGAAGAACUCGGUAUCUACCAAAAUUGUGAGAUGGAUCUUCUUGACAGGCUCCGCAAGCUGCUCAUGCUCACCAAAGAUAGAAUUCUUCCUCUACAAACGAUUGACCAGCUGAAAUGGGACAUUGGUUUGCCAUUUGAUUUCCCUCAUUCAUUGAUUCCCCAUCACCCCGAUAUAUUUUCUUUGAUUCACCUACCUGAUAAUCGUGUUGGCUUGAAACUCCUAUCCUGGGAUGUUAACCUUGCUGUGUCUCAAUUGGAAAAGAGUGCUGCUUUGCAGCAAAGGGAAAAAGAUGUUGAAAAUGGCAGCUUAGCAUUUCCAAUUGGAUUCACAAGGGGUUUCGGAUUGAAGAGAAAAUGCAUGGUGUGGUUAGAAGAGUGGCAGAGGCUCCCUUAUACUUCUCCUUAUUCAGAUGCCUCUCACUUAGAUCCACGUACAGAUGUAUCUGAGAAGAGAAUUGUUGGUGUCUUUCAUGAGCUUCUCCACCUCACCAUACAAAAGAAAACAGAGCGCAAGAAUGCGAGCAAUCUCCGUAAACCACUGGUCUUGCCACAGAAGUUCACGAAGGUGUUUGAACGCCAUCCUGGCAUAUUCUACAUUUCUAAGAAGUGUGACACCCAAACUGUUGUUCUUAGGGAAGCUUACGACCGUCAUCAACUAAUCCAGAGACACCCCCUUGUUGACAACAGGGAAAAGUUUGAAAGUAUGAUGAAGGAAGGGUUUCUGGAUAGGAGCAGGGGCUUAUACAAGAGAAACAGAGAUGCUGUUGUUGAGGAGGAUCGAUUUAGGAAUGUUUGUAGUAAUGAACUCAGUGACAAUGGAUUCAAAAAUGAAGGAGAAUCAGAUGAUUCAGAUUGUAAUUUUCUUUCAGAAUAUGAAUCAGAUGAAACCAUAGAUGAUCCUUGCUAAAUUCAGCAGAUGCUUUUAGCAGUUAGCUCAAAUCUUCGCUGCAACGUGAGACAACUAAUGGAAAAGGUAUUCCCUGGUAACCUAAUCCUAUCCUGCCAAAUAUUAAUAGAAUUUGGGAGUAAUCUUUUACAAGAUGAGUUUGUGAUGAUUGUCUUUAGCAUCAUGAGGAAGCAGGAAACAACUUGUUUUGAUGGAGGAGAGAGAACUAGGAGAAGAGAUUUAUUUUAGAAGUACUGCAUCUGAUUUUGAUUGUAUCUCAGAUCUGGUUUUUCUCAUAAAGUUAACCAUUUUAGUUGAAGAACUGAAUCUAUAGAUCAACCGGAAGAUGUUACCAUGAGUCCAUGAAGGAUAUCUAAAUGGACCAAUAAUCUUAAGGAGCUUUGGGAAAACAAGCUGGGAUUAAAUUUAUAGUGAUUCUUAUAUAUGGAAUGACCAUUUGGACUUCACGGUUUUCAUUUUUUAAUGUGUUACAAUAAUUUAGUUUUUCAUUUCUGGCAUUAUGUAUCAGAAGUAUUUGGGCCCCACAUGAGUGCAGCUGUGCUAGAUUGUAUUCAGAAUAUUCAAGCACAGUCUCCACAGUGAAUGGACUUUGAACAUGCUCUGCACCAAGGUCUCUGCUUAACCUUGGCACCAAGGUUCAUCCUUCCUAAGUGCAUGGUCACAGUGGAUGAUUCUGCUUUAAAGACCAUCAAUCAAGUGAGUCUCACCUACUGAAUAGGGGCUGGCUUUGCCAAGGGAUAAUAAGGCCAUAAGGGAGAGGUUGGAUGCUAACGUUGCCUGCCAUGUGGUCCAAUCAUUCUCUAUGAGAUUUUCCUUUUUUUCCUUAUUUUAUACGUAGAAAAGAUCUUCACAUCUAACGAACACUUUGAUCUCUCCUUUAUGCAGGGCUAUUUGGCUGUUAUACACUUAGCUUGACACUUCUGUAAUGUUGGCAUGGAGACGCGAUCAUUUGGAGAGAGAAGAGUUUGCUGAAAUAAUUCAGAAACUUGUGGCUGAGAAAAAGUAAUGUGGGGCUGAGAAGAUAAAGUCCAAUUGGCAGCUUCUGGAAGAGGACAUGGUGGAAUUGAGAACGGCUUUCAAGAUUGGAAGGGUAUGACCAUUGGGAAAGGCUAAACAUAUGACCAUUAUCAUGGAUGACUGCUAUAGUGAAGGUACAAGCAGGUUUAUUCUGUUGGAUUCAGCAUUCCAGUAAACCAGGUCUGGAUCCCCUCAACCCCUCUUUGUGUAUGGAUUCGUCCUGUACUGUUCAUACUUCAUAUUGAGGCUGUUAAUGAAUCGAUCAGACCUACAUUAAAAGGCACCUUGGUCUUUUUGUAGUUUUGCUUUUUAAGAUGACUAAUUGUCCCAAAUUAACUGAACACAGAUUGUAAAUAUUUCCUUUGUUUCAACUUUCAUGGUAAAACAUUCUUUUACAUAAAUCUAGUCUUGUCUAAACACUUCGACCUCAAGGCACUACCUGGAAAAGAGGAUUCUAAAACUCUAAACUCCUUGGACCUCAAGGCAUACUGACACAUACAGUGGGAAACCUAGUUUCUGAGAUCAAGUUUAAGGGCCAUAAAAGCUUGUUUGCUCAAUCUUUUGUUCUUCAUAAAAUGGAGCAGUUCAUGGGCAACUAGAGAUACUAUUAGUUAUUUGCCUUCCAGCAACAAAGGCACUUUGAUCUUCUCUAAUAAUAGAGAUAAGGACUGAUUGGAGCCUAUUGAUAAUUUGAAAUGAUCUUAUAAGACACAUUACUCAAAGAAAUAAGGCAAUAAUAGCCAACAAAAGUUGCAUAUUCUACUUUUUGGAAUUAGAACAAUAUUUGUGUGGCAUAUGAGUAUUCUUCUCCUUCUUCUAAUUGUACUAGUUGCAUGAUUUUUAUUUUUUAUUUUUUGAAUUUCUGUCUCUGAGCUGCAACAACUGAAGUCUGGAUUUUUGCUUCCAAUAAACUUCUUCUUCACUCCAUUAAUUAUGAAGCUCAUUUUCAAGUUGUUUCAUUUUGGUAGCAUCACAAUUGGUGCGUUGUAUCCUCUUUCAAAGAGAAAAGCUGAACUUCCAUUACCUAUAUUUUCUGUCUGGAGUUCCAACUCUGAUUUCUGGCCCACUUGAUCAAUUUAUGCUUCCAACUCUUAGACAUUUUUUGGAGAAUUAAAAUAGAUUAGAAUCAUGAAAUUUGUUGUCCCAAGCUUCCAUGACAAUAAUGACUUAGCAUUUUGCUAGGCUUCUUGUUGAUAGGGGAAGCAUCUAACACCAGAGCAUAGUAGUGAUCGGAUCCAACAGUAGCAUCAUAAUUAUUAGCAUUUGAUGUUGAAACCGCCACUCUUAUUAUUUACAAGUGAAUUAAAUUACAGAAAUUAGUAGCUGUCUCCCCAAACACUAUGCUUUGCUCUUAGGUAAUCCCAUUGUGCAGCACUGUUGGAAUGAUCAAUAGUAGCAUACUUUGGAUUGCAAGAUUGUGUGAUCUAGAUUGCAAUUUUGAUUACUAUGCCCUCUUGUGAGUUUUUACUAGUGCACUAUGGUCCAGAGCAAUAUAUUUAAUUUUCAUGUAGAGGAAAUUUAUUGCAUGAUGAAGAUGUAAAAUCCAUCAUAAACAGAAAAAGACGAAUUUAUUGCACUGUUGUAGACCAAUGUGGAAGGUUUGUUGUAUAUACACAUUUCAUACAUACUUCAGUGAGUACUUGUUGUUCGGUUGAUACACAGCCAAGCACCGUGGAACUUAGUAUAAAGUGGAAAAGAAAUUCUAGAAAAAUAGAUGCGAUCUGUUUUAUCCUUAAAUACAGUUGGAAAUCUUUGCAAAGUUGUAGGUUGAUCAUUUGAAUAUAAUUUAUAAGUGGAUCCUAACAUAAUCUGCAUGCUUAAUGUUCUCCUGCUAUAUCCAUUGCAAUCUUGACUUUCCUAACUUUAAAUAUUGGAGUACAUUGAAGUGGUAUCUCACUUCCAAACCAAUUUUUUUCAUCUAACAGGGGUAUGUUGAUCAUCAUGUAAAAUGGUUUGGUGGUUGUGGAGUAGGGCAGGAUGCUCUCAUUUUCUGUAUUGAUGUGAUAUGGGAUUCAAUUGCCAGCAGGAAGCCAUUCAGCUCUUGCUCUUCUAGAUUUAAUCUUAUGUUAAAAUGGGGUGAAAGAUAGGGAAUUGGAUGCCAUUCUGGCAGGUGAUAGGGAUCUAAGAACUGCCAGCAUCCUUGUUUCCAUAAUAUCCUCAAAUCUUCGUUGUUGUCUCCCAGUUUACCACCUCUCCCACCAAAGAUCUUAAGGUUUCCACCUUUAUGAGGAGAUAUCCCACAAAUUUUGAUGAAUUUCAUAUUCUUGACAGUGGAGGCACUAGUGGUCCCUGGUUCCACUUGACUCCUAAAGCACUAGAUCCCCAUCAAGAAGAACUCGGUAUUUGGUUCCACUUGACUCCUAAUCGAUGAAUUUCAUGUUCUUGAUUGUGAGAUGGAUCUUCGCAAGCUGCUCGUGCUCACCAAAGAUGGGACUCUUCCUCUACAUACAAUUGACGAGCUAAAUUGGGUCAUUGGUUUGCCAUUUGAUUACCCUCAUUCCUUGAUUCCCCAUCACUCAGAUUGUUUUUCUUUGGUUCGCCUACCUGAUCAUGUUGGCUUGAAACUCCUAUCCUGGCUGGCUUUGCCACAGACGUUCACAAAGGUGUUUGAACGCCAUCCUGGCAUAUUCUACAUUUCUAAGAAGCGUUACACCCAAACUGUCAUCAACUAAACCAGAAAUACCCCCUUGUUGACAACAGGGAAAAGUUUGCAAGUAUGAUGAAGGAAGGGUUCUGGAUAGGAGCAGGGGCUUAUGCAAGAGAAACAGAGAUUCUGUUGUUGAGGAGUAUUGAUUAAGGAUGUUUGUAGUAAUGAACUCAAUGACAAUAGGUUCAAAAAUGGAGAAUCAGAUGAUUCAGAUUGUAAUCUGCUUUCAGAGUAUGAAUCAGAUUAUUCAGAUUGCUAAAUUCGGCUGAUACUGUUAGCAGUUAGCCUUCAUGGAAAGUUUUGAAACCACAUAGUGCAUCAGCGGCAUUUACCAUAUUUGUAGUACAAUAUCAUUCAUUCAAUUUGAUGCUGCACCUCAUUAAAUAUUAUAUCAUCCAUGGGCAUGUUAUAUAUGCAAUUAUGCAUUUUGAGUUCAAUUGAAAUGAUUCCUACUCUGCACACCAAGUUUGAGCAUCCAUUUCGUAUAAUCUUCUACUCGAAUUGAACUUUCAGUGAGAUAUCUAAAUGAUAUGUGUAGGAUUAGCUGCUGGUGGUAAAAGCUAAGGAUUACCUGCUACAUAAACGUGAAAGGUGAUCCAAGAACUCAAAUCUCCGUUGCAACGUCAAACAACUAAUGGAAAAGUUACUUGAGAAGAAGGAAAAAAUCCAGGUUGUGACAAUAUCUGGAUAACAGGUCUCUGCUAAACCUUGGCACCAAGGUUCAUCCUUCCUAAGUGCAUGGUCACGGACUCACGGUGGAUGAUUCUGCUUUAAAGACACCGUCAAUUGUGUCUCACCUAUUGAACAGGGUCUGGCUUUGCCAAGGGAUAAUAGGGCCAUACGAGAGAGGUUGGAUGCUAACAUUGUCUACCAUAUGGUCCAAUCAUUCUCUUGCUAUUUGACUACAUUAUACAAUUAGCUUGACAGUUCUGUAAUGUUGGCAUAGAGACGUGAUCAUUUGGAGAGGGACGAGUUUGCUGAACUACAUAAUUCGGGAACUCAUGGCUGAGAAAAAGUAAUAUGGUGAUGAGAAGACAAAGUCCGAUCAGUUGCCACUGGCAUGGAUGACUGCUAUAUUGAUGGUGCAAGCAGGUUUAUUCUGUCGGAUUCAGCUUUCCAGUAAACCAGGUCUGGAUCCCCUCAACCCCUCUUCCUGCAGAGGGCCAACAGAUUGAAGAUGAGGCUGGCAAAGUGCAAGUUUGUAUGUAUUCGUGCUGUUACUGUUCAAAGCAAGGCUGCUACUGAAUCAAUCAGAUCAACAUUACAAGGCACCUUGGGUUUUUGUAAUUUUGAUUUUUAAGAUGAUUAAUUGUCCCAAAUUAACUGAACACAGAUUGUAAAUAUUUCCUUUGUUUCAACUUUCAGGGUAAAACUUUCUUUUACAUAAAUCUAGUCUUUUGUCUAAAA
This is a messenger RNA of Cornus florida, 6509 nucleotides long. Its product is annotated as protein WHAT'S THIS FACTOR 9, mitochondrial-like. Gene Ontology annotation, molecular function: RNA binding. NCBI's taxonomy places the organism in Eukaryota, Viridiplantae, Streptophyta, Magnoliopsida, Cornales, Cornaceae. The record is from RefSeq and is a predicted model, not a curated record. The transcript has 5 exons. The coding region runs from base 146 to 1438 and encodes 430 amino acids.